UGGGAUAAGAGAGGGACCGCGGCGGGGACCGAGGGAAGGAGGUGGAGCCUGUCCCAGCCUGCAUCUGGCCCUCUCCCCUCUCUGUCACCCCGGGCCAAACCCGCCCAGCUCCUCUCACUCGCUCUCCGGCUGUCCUCCCGCACGGCUCGGCCCGGACACACACACCCACACCCACCCACGCAGGCAGGCAGGCAGGCAGGCAGGCAGGCAAGGCUCACACGCACCGAGAGGACUCGGAAUGGACACGGAAGGGAGCCAGAGCAGCCUGUCCGCCGCGGACUCCCCUCACGACCCAUGCAAAAUGUUCAUAGGUGGACUCAGCUGGCAAACGACACAAGAGGGCCUGAAGGAGUAUUUCUGCAAGUACGGCGAGGUGAAAGAGUGUAUGGUGAUGCGAGAUCCGGUUACUAAGCGCUCGAGGGGUUUCGGAUUUGUCACCUUCGUCGAUCAGGCCGGCGUGGACAAAGUUUUGGCCCAAAGCAGACACGAGCUGGACUCCAAAACAAUCGAUCCUAAGGUGGCGUUCCCUCGGAGAGCUCAGCCCAAGCUGGUGACUCGAACCAAGAAGAUCUUUGUGGGCGGACUGUCAGUGAACACAACCAUCGAAGACGUGAAGCAAUACUUUGAUCAGUUUGGCAAGGUUGACGACGCCAUGCUCAUGUUUGACAAGACCACAAACAGGCACAGAGGGUUCGGAUUCGUGACAUUCGAGAACGAGGAUGUGGUCGAGAAGGUCUGCGAGAUCCACUUCCACGAGAUCAACAACAAAAUGGUGGAGUGUAAGAAAGCUCAGCCGAAGGAGGUGAUGUCUCCCACCGGCUCGGCCAGGGGGCGCUCUCGGGUGAUGCCCUACGGGAUGGACGCCUUCAUGCUAGGGAUCGGUAUGCUUGGUUAUCCCGGCUUCCAGACGGCCACUUACACCAGCCGGAGCUACGCGGGCAUCACUCCUGGAUACACCUAUCAGUUCCCUGAGUUCCACUUAGAGAGGACUCCCCUUCUGACUUCACCCCACCCCCCUGAGCUCACAGCUAUUCCUCUCACAGCGUACGGACCAAUGGCGGCAGCGGCAGCGGCAGCAGUCGUUAGAGGUUCCACCCCUUCUCGCUCCGCAGGAUUUUUAGGAACGAGCAGCCCAGGUCCGAUGGCCGACCUCUACGGGACGGCCAGUCAGGAGUCGGCUGUCAGCAGCUACCUCAGCGCUGCGAGCCCGGCCCCGAGCACCGGCUUCAGCCACAGUUUGGGGGGCCCUCUGAUUGCCACCGCCUUCACUAACGGCUAUCACUGAGUUGCAGAGCCGCAGACUGACAGCUGGACGGAGUUGAAGCUACGUCGGAGCUGAUCUGGUCCGUCUCUGUCCGGUCCGCGUCUUCUCUGCUGCGUUCGGGCGGCAGGACAUUCGCCCCAACUUGCCUGGUGCCAGCCGCAUCCUGCCCACCUUACUGACACCUCACUAAACUCCACCUUUUUGCAAAUGAAGCAAACUUAAAAAAAAAAAGAAGAGAAGAAGAAACGUAUCACUACAUGUUAUAGCAACACAUUCGAAUGCUGUAUUUUUGUUGUUUUUGUCAUGCUGUUUUUCUGUUUUAGCGGUAUUUUAUUUAGCUAUUUGUCCUCUCCAAAAAGUGAUCUCUCUGAGAGAAGGCUUGCUAGGUCUCCAACAUGCUUAUUUUGAAGCUGUAAAAUGACUGUACAUUUCUCUACACUGAAUGUCAACACAUAAUACGAAUUUUUGAAACAACACCUGGAAUUGUAAAUCUUGGUAGGUUUUAACCAUGAGUUGUUACACUAAAUACCGUCGAGCAGCGUGGACAGACUUAUUGGGCCCCAGUAAAAGUAUUUAAAAAGCUUUAAAUUAUAGUCACCUUUUAUUGCAGCGGUAUCAUCUCACACUGAAGAACGUAGAAAAAUCCAACUUGUAAUUUGAGGACAUCUAUUUGUUGGGUAGGGGAAAAAAAGGGCGUCCACCAAACAAACAAUCAGGUGCAUGUCGAUCGCGUCUAGAAGCAGCUGAAGUUUUAUAAAUAUAUGUAAACGAAUGCAGGUUUCAGCGAGUUGUAAUUUUUAUUUCAUGGAAUAAUUACAUUUGAUUCCCUCAGCAGAAUGACUUUGAAAGUCGUACUUAUUUUCAUUCAGAUUUAUUUUUCUUAUUGUUGAGCUGGAAACUGUAAAUAUCAACAUUCCAUAUAAGAAAAUGUAGCCAUUAUCUUAUUUGACAAAGUUUGAUGGUUUCUCUUUAGAAAUGAAUACACAUUUUCUUUAGUAGAUAUUUAUCAAAAGUGUUUCUUAAUACAGGUCAGGUAAUAUCUAAACCCGAUGUAUUCCUGGUCUAGUGGUUUGUAUGGAGACUUAGUGAUGCCAAGAUGCUCUGAAUUUUAGUCUUGUACUUUUUCUCGUCUGUUUUUCCUGACUCAUAUCGCCGCACGUCCGCCCUUGUCCAACUGUGCUUUAUCUUUUGUCUUUUCCAUUUUGAAGAGUGGCAUAGAGGGACAAAACUCUGUCACAAAAUAUUUACAAAAACAAUCAACUUUUCAAAAAACAUUCAAUCUCCAUUCAACAUUUUUCGGAUACAUUUAUUAAAUGGCAUUUUCAGAUAUAGCAGUAAUUAUGUUUCCGUCAGUUUCAUUCAAAACAUUCUUUGUUUUUGGAUUUUUCUCUGUUCUUCAGUGUGAGAAUAUGUUUCUGCCGCAACAGACGAAUUUAUUUUAAGGAUUUCUACACAUUUUUACCUGGGUUGCCAAAAACAUGGCUACAUCUGUACUUCCUUUAGCCUUCAGGAACUGUAAUAUUUUGUAAAAUAUUGUAAAUACGACUAAUUUCGGGGCGGCAGGGCUCUGCUGACUUUAGUGUCCGGGAGGUUGGAGGCUUUUUGGAGAAAGUGUGUGUGUGCGUAUGGGGGUGGGGGGGAAUCUUACCGCCUGGAGGUCAAGAACAUUUCAGUUCUUCUGUCAACGUGAGAUCAUGCCACUACGCGGCGUUUCUCUCCAGACAUCUGUAAAAUCGCGUGUCAGGUCGACGACAACUUCCUUUUAGAGGAGGCGCUUUUACUUUUGAGUUCAGCAGGAAAAGAGGCCGAGUCUGGAACAACACCUUCCCGCUUUUGGGAGGCGAGGGCGUGAAAACGCUCCUCUGUCAGGAAACGCGUUGUUUUCUUACGUUAUCAUGUUGUUUUACCUGAUUUUUAAUAUCCAAUGAUUUGUUUUGUGAAGGAAAAUGAAGGACUUUGCAUGCAGGAGCUGUCGUGAGUCGGGGACCGCUCCGUGAUUUUCAUGUGAAUGUGUCAUGUGGUUUGAUACACAUUGGUCUCCAGUGUGCCAUGUGCUGUAUUUCUUGGGGGGCAUUUGCAAAAUGUGAAAUAUUAAUCUGAUUUUCUUUUUUUUUUAUUAUUAUUAUUAUCAUUAGUAGUAGUACAUUAACAUCUAUAUCAAGGUGCGGCUAGUGAACCGCACCUUCCAGCACUGCAUAUCCACUGGAGGUCACAGUCUGUAGCAACGUGACAUCUUUUCUUUUUCCUUUUUUUUUUUUUCUUUGGUAGACCAAAACGAGAGCUACUAGGACGCUGCACUGGCCGUUCACUAUAAACUUAAGUUUUCCUUUAAAUGUUAGCUGGAGAAGAAGACAAAAAAGAGCACUCUUGAUCUACAAAAUAACCAGGUUUUACAUUUUCAUACACUCGCUGUACCUGCUGCGGAAAUUUAGAAUGUUUCACUGAAAAAAAAACAAAAAAACUUUCUUGUCAACACUGUAACUUUUUCUGAUUUAUUCUUUUUUCCUGUCAUUUUAUUCCUUUUGAGGAAAAAAAAAGAACUUUUUAAAAUUCCUAAUAAAUUAUUUUAAAACAUUCCA
This is a messenger RNA of Poeciliopsis prolifica (blackstripe livebearer), 3843 nucleotides long. RefSeq names its product RNA-binding protein Musashi homolog 1-like. Lineage: Eukaryota; Metazoa; Chordata; Actinopteri; Cyprinodontiformes; Poeciliidae. The record is from RefSeq and is a predicted model, not a curated record. Gene Ontology annotation, molecular function: RNA binding. The transcript is spliced from 15 exons. Gene Ontology annotation, cellular component: cytoplasm. The coding region runs from base 239 to 1285 and encodes 348 amino acids.